AUGACGCGCUUACUUUUAACAUUUGCGCUGGCGUCUUUGUGCUGGGGCGAAGUCACCAAGCCUAACAUUAUUCUCAUCAUCGCUGACGAUUUGGGAUGGAACGAUGUGGGAUUCCACGGUUCUAAUCAGAUCCCGACGCCGAACAUCGACGCGUUGGCGUGGUCGGGCCUGGUGCUCCAGAACUACUAUGUACCACCGAUCUGCACACCCUCGCGGGCCGCGCUUAUGACAGGAAAAUAUCCCAUACAUACUGGCAUGCAACAUAGAGUUAUAUACGGCAGCGAACCCAGAGGGCUUCCGCUGACGGAAAAACUGCUGCCACAGUACUUGAAGGAGCUGGGCUAUAGCACACACUUGGUGGGCAAGUGGCACCUCGGCAGCUACAAGAAGGAAUAUUUGCCUUUGAAUCGAGGGUUUGAUACUCACCUCGGUUUUUGGACGGGCAGAAUCGACUUGUACGAUCACACGUCAUUUGAAUUCGGCUCGUGGGGAUACGAUUUUCGUCGAGGCUUCCAAGUAGCUCAUGACUUGUUCGGUGUUUACGCUACUGAUGUCUACACUGACGAGGCAAUAAAGUUGAUACGCGGCCACAACAGCAGCGGUGGGCUAUUUUUGGUUGUGGCGCACUCGGCAGUGCACAGUGGCAACCCGUACGAGUUUCUGCGCGCGCCGGAUGAUCUCGUCGCCAACUUCUCACAUCUACCCGACAGGCAACGGCAGAAGUACGCCGCAAUGGUAACGAAGCUGGAUGAAUCUGUGGGAAAAGUAAUAGAGGCGCUACAACAGAGAGGGAUGCUGGAGAACUCGAUUGUUUUAUUCACGACUGAUAACGGCGGGGCCGCUGCUGGCUUCAAUAACAAUGCGGGUUCAAAUUAUCCUCUCAAGGGGGUAAAAAACACUCUAUGGGAGGGCGGAGUCCGAGGGGCGGCAAUACUUUGGAGCCCACUUCUAGCAAAGAAGCCUCGUGUUGCGACUCAGAGGGUCCAUAUAGCCGACUGGCUGCCCACUUUUCUUCAUGCUGCUGGAGGAAACAUUAGCGACCUGGAAAACAUAGACGGUGUAAAUCAGUGGAAGGCUCUGUCCGAAGAUUUGGUGUCCGAGAGGAAGUCCAUAGUUCACAACAUCGAUGAUAUCUUUGAAAGCGCGUCCAUUACUGUUGAGCAAUGGAAACUCCACAAAGGGACCAAUUACAACGGAGCGUGGGACAAUUGGUACGGACCUAGCGGACGGGAAGGCAGCUAUGACGUCGAUCUGGUCCUAACAGGUUAUGCUGGCCGAGCCAUAAACAAGUUGGGCCUCAUGCCGCCCGCAGACAAAAUAUUUUCUCUCAGGGAAGCAUCAAUAAUAAAGUGCAACUCGAGCAUUGUACCCAUAGCGUGCAAUCCAUUGUUAGCACCUUGCUUGUUCAACAUAGAAGAAGAUCCGUGUGAAAUACGAAACUUAGCGGAUGUAGAGCCGAGUAUCCUGACGCAGAUGCUGGAUGAACUUGAGCGCGUGAAUCGAACUGCGGUGGCGCCCAACAACAAGGCGAACGAUCCACGCGGGGACCCCAAGUACUGGGGCCGAGUCUACACCAACUUUGGCGAUUACGAAUUACCCCACACCAGCGCUGACUGUACAUAG
Parnassius mnemosyne (clouded apollo) is the source of this 1623-nucleotide messenger RNA. Lineage: Eukaryota; Metazoa; Arthropoda; Insecta; Lepidoptera; Papilionidae. The record is from the annotation of a GenBank genome assembly.